Molecule: messenger RNA, 4132 nt
Organism: Limulus polyphemus (Atlantic horseshoe crab)
Lineage: Eukaryota; Metazoa; Arthropoda; Merostomata; Xiphosura; Limulidae
Product: transcription factor Sox-6-like
Exons: 10
Coding region: 269-2011 (580 amino acids)
Biological process (GO): cell fate commitment; regulation of transcription by RNA polymerase II
Cellular component (GO): nucleus
Molecular function (GO): RNA polymerase II cis-regulatory region sequence-specific DNA binding; DNA-binding transcription factor activity, RNA polymerase II-specific
Source: RefSeq, a predicted model, not a curated record
UGACAGGAAGACAAUACCAACUACUUGUGCUGAUGACAGGAAGACAAUACCAACUACUUGUGCUGAUGACAGGAAGACAAUACCAACUGCUUGUGCUGAGGACAGGAAGACAAUACCAACUGCUUGUGCUGAUGACAAGAAGACAAUACCAACUACUUGUGCUGAUGACAGGAAGACAAUACCAACUACCUGUGCUGAUGACAGGAAGAUAAUACCAACUACUUGUGCUGAUGAUGCGUUAAAUGAGAAAGAACGCUGUUUGACUGAUAUGAUAAAUCAGCUUCAAUAUCUCAGGGAACAACUGAAAAGUCAGCAGAAACGAAUUAGUCAGUUUGGUGCUGAGGGUAGCGCGGAAAAUGAUAAAAUCCAGAGGUGGCAACAAGAACAGAUUCGUCGUCAACAGGAACAGUUAGUCCAACAACAUCAAAAAAUCCAGGACCUCCAGAACCGACUCAAUGGACAAUACAUGGCAGCUGCGGGCGUAAAGUCCAUACGAGGACUUCCGAUCUUACCUGACAUCCUGACUCCUCAGACGCUUAUGUAUCUUCCACUGAUGGACGGAGGACACUCGGCAGCAACUGAACUCCCUUAUUCAGCUACUGCAUUCCCAAGAGAAAGUAGUUCGGUCACGACAGCAGCGGCCAUAACGUCUCUACUUCCUCAAGUUCCAUUUACUGCCGCUUGUCGACAAACUGGACAAACAGCCAGUUUACCUUCUCUAACGCCAACGCCCCAUCCGUGGGUUUGUGGAAGUGUGCCAGUGUCAAGUAGCCCUGUAACCUCCACUCGUUUCGGAUCAGGCUCCACAUGUGGAAAGGUUCGUCAUAGAACAUCUAUCCCAGGAGUCUCGGGCCCAAUAUCUGAGGGCGAAGCUCCUCUUAAUCUCACUAAGCCCAAGUCAUCAAGCAGCAAAAGCAACAGUACCAGUUGUAGUCCAACUCCUCAGGAGAAAGAAACUGGAUUCUCACCUGCAACUUCUCCCAUUUCCUGUUCCAUAUCUGUUUCUAGAGCACCGGCAGGGAUAGAGGCUGGACCGACGUUUUUCCCUGGAAGUGGAAUAUAUGGACCUCUUCCACUUCACUUCAGAAACACCACUCAUCACCCCUUCACUGGUUUUGUUGGGCAUCCUUCUGCACUACGAGCUGCAGCGUUACAAGGAGUUGAUAGACCACCCAGCUCUGGAAUGCCGGUUGGACAGACCACGCCUGGCUUGGAACUGGGAUCAUCAGAAAGUCAAUUCCCGCUGCAUAUGUACAUGACACAAACUGCCAAAACAUUAUCUAGUGACUCUAAAAGUUCAAAGAAAGAAGCCACAGAGGCAAGCACUAGCGACGACGACAAGAAAGGCGAGAUGGUUAUUACUUGUCAGACUAAACUAUUAAGUGCCAAGAUUAUUCGGCAGUCAAAGAAGGACACUGAUGGAAAACCUCACGUCAAAAGACCAAUGAACGCCUUCAUGGUAUGGGCUAAAGACGAAAGACGUAAAAUUCUGAAAGCUUGUCCUGACAUGCACAACUCCAAUAUUUCAAAAAUAUUAGGAGCCCGAUGGAAGGCCAUGUCUAAUUCAGAAAAACAACCUUAUUAUGAGGAACAAUCUCGUCUCAGUAAACUGCACAUGGAAAAGCACCCGGAUUAUCGGUACAAACCUCGACCUAAACGGACCUGUAUAGUGGACGGUAAAAAACUUCGCAUUUCUGAAUAUAAACAACUGAUGAGGUAUCGAAGAACCGAAAUGAGGAGCUUAUGGUACCGUGAUGGAACUGUAGGAUUGUUGGAACCACCAACUUUUGUCAAUCCUACAAGUAUUGCCUCCCUUUUAGCUGCUACUUCUAGUGGGACUUCUACUUCUGCUGACUUAAUUCAAUCCUUCACAUCAAAUAAAGUACCUACAGGUUACACAAACGCACCUAUGACCAUAGUAAGCCAUUCUUUAUCCAAUCUCCCAGCCAAGGUUACAAACACUGUUCUAUCGAAGGAAACAGGUUAUAACAUAAUGGAAACUUCUACAUGAAACAUGAACUUUGAUGCAUCUAACAAUCAAUGAAGAGGAAGAGGUCAUCUAAAUACGCUUAUGCUAUUUUUUUUUCAAGUUGUUGGUGGUUGUACCAAACUCUCCUUAUUUAUAAGGAUAGCGCAAUGGUAAAAAAAUAGGUAUAAACUACGAAAUAACAUAUUGAACUCCCUCAACCUCAAAGCAAGGGAAUAGGUUUUAAUUGCUAGUGACUUGGAAGAAAGUGAUUACAAAUUCAACGUUUUAUACAUACAUAUAUAUAUAUAUAUUAUGUGCUUGUGUUUUUAAGUGUUGACUUAUUAUCAAAAAUUGCCCAUGUUUCUUUAAUGGGUAAAUUGGUGUUCCAUAACAUUUCUGUUUCUUUUUUUUUUAAUUGUCUCAAAAACGCUAUAUUUGUGGAAUCACCAUCAUCUUUGGUGAUUACUGUUCUUUAAUGUUAAAAAAUGACAAAGCCUUUUAUAAAUGCCUGCUCAAGAUGACUUUUCUUCUAGUCUGUGAUGAUGAUAAGUCUUUGGACAUUUACGAGAAGUUUUUCUUUAUAUGCUAAUAUUGUUAACCAAGUGAAAUAGAUAAUCCAAAAUGGCUGCUCUGUUACUAAAGAAUUUUUUUUCUGUAUUUUUUCUUGUGUAACGUUUAAUAAUAUAUUUUUAUUAACUAAUUUGUUAGUCAAUAACAUUAGAGUUUUAAAAAUCCUACAUUUCUCUAUCAAUUUUUGUACAAUUCUACUUUGUACCGUUUCAAGAGAACUACUUCCAACUAUACUGUAAUGGUUUCAAGGUUACAUACUUCAUUUUUUGACCACAAACAUUUGCUUACUCCAUGAUAUAUGACUUAGUUUCCAACUGAGAAAAUUUUGAUUGCCAGUAUUUUGAAUGUCUGUCUCUUAGUAUUGUUUCAUUUUACCGUCAUAAAUACUGUUAACAGCUAACUUGAUUUCACAGUGAACAUUGUUAAAGGUGUGUCUAUAAAAGGUGAUGACAAGUUUCAGAAAUACUUGGAAUGCAUUUGAUGUUACUGUAAAUUUUGUUCUUGAGAUUAGUGAAAAAAAGGAUUAAAUGUCGCGACAAAUCUUUCAAUUACCAGUAUAUAUUCAACUGGAGACAACAGUGCCAUAAAUAACAUGUUCCUAACUGAUGUGAGUGUUUGUCAAUAGACUAAGUUCUCAAAACAGAAGAGAACUUUAGUAGUUAGUAGUUUAUAUUCUCACACUAGUCUCUUCCAUAAACAGGCAGCCAAGAAUGCUGUGCCAAUUGUUAAAGUGAUCAUCUCGUCUGUGUUACGGCAGCUGUUGUCUUUUUAGGUAUCAUGAAAUAACAAAAGCUGUUUAACAUACGCCGAGUAAAGUAUAAUGUAGUUUCUGCUCAUUUUCUUGGAUAAACAUUAUGUUAAAUAAAUACAUCAAUAAUUAGAUGGAACUACACGUUACUUAGUUCUGAUAACAUUGCAGUCAGUCAUCACCUAUUAGUGAGUCUUUUAGUUAUCAGUCGUGUUACUUCUUUACUCUCAAUUCCAAGUUUCAUAGGCUUAGGUUAUGAUGGUAUUAAAUUAGGUUUGUGUUUUUAUGUUAACUUUAUUUUAAGUGGUGAAAAAAAUGCACUUUAAGCAAUUUUAAUUCAAUGUACCGAUGAAAGAUAUUUUCAUCCAAACACGAUAUCUGAUUUUGUUGGAAGCAGUAAGUUUAAUAACGUACUGACUAAGUUGAUCAGAUCAGAUGUUAUCAAAAACUUACUUCGCCUAAAGGUAAGAUAAUAGAAGGAUCUAUAAUUUGCCAUACAAAGGGCAUUUAGAAUUCAAUUCUUUUAAAUAUACAUUUUUUAUUUCACAUUUGUAUAAAAAACAAGAGGCCAGUGUAUUAUUCAUUAACAUAGUUUUGACAGCUGUAACUAAUGUGGGCAGGUAUAAUGUUAGAUGUUUUGAUGUAUGAGUAGAAGAAGCAAGUUUAACGUUGUCCUGUAGGAGAGGCUACCGAUAAUAAAGUUUUGAACUUUUCAAAUCAAGAAACUGAGAAAAUUAUCUGUAUGAUUUCUCACACAGAAGUAAUCAUAGCAGUUGUUUGGGGAAAAUAAUCUGUUGUGGCACUAUUUGUAUGUAAAGUUAGGGGUAAUAAAGAAUUUUACUGAA